This is a messenger RNA of Chiroxiphia lanceolata (lance-tailed manakin), 1495 nucleotides long. It is a transcript of the gene TINAGL1, whose product is annotated as tubulointerstitial nephritis antigen like 1. Bases 17 to 1417 code for a protein of 466 amino acids. The transcript is spliced from 11 exons. Lineage: Eukaryota; Metazoa; Chordata; Aves; Passeriformes; Pipridae. The record is from RefSeq and is a predicted model, not a curated record. Gene Ontology annotation, cellular component: lysosome. Gene Ontology annotation, molecular function: cysteine-type peptidase activity; peptidase inhibitor activity. Gene Ontology annotation, biological process: proteolysis.
GUGCCGGCGUGGGGACAUGCCCGGGGACAUGCGCCCGCUGCGGGCCCUGCUGUGCCUCUGGCUGGUGGCCCGGGCAGCCCUGGGCUCCCGGGUCCGCACCCGCCGGGAGCUGGGCCCCGGCUUGUACCAGAACGGGGUCUACGACGCCGGGGGGUCCUACUGCCAGCGGGGGGACGUCUGCUGCCGCGGCCGCGACGACGGCUGCACAGUGCCCUACCACGACACCCUCUGCUACUGCGACCUCUUCUGCAACCGCACCGUCUCCGACUGCUGCCCCGACUUCUGGGAAUACUGCCUGGGCAUCCCAGCCCCCUUCCCCAAAGCUCAAGGCUGUGCCCGUGCCGGACUCAACUAUCCCACCGGAGCUACGUACCGGGAGAACUGCAACCUGUGCACCUGCGGCCCUGGUGGGCAGUGGCAGUGUGAGGACCACGCCUGCCUGAUGGAUGGGGAGCUGAUCGACGCCGUCAACAGGGGCAAUUAUGGCUGGAGAGCCACCAACUACAGCCAGUUCUGGGGCAUGACCCUGGAGGACGGGAUCCGGCACCGCCUGGGCACCUUCCGUCCCUCUGCCACCGUCAUGAACAUGAACGAGAUGCACAUGAACAUGGACUCCAACGAGGUGCUGCCGCGACACUUCGAUGCCGCCGCAAAGUGGCCCGGGAUGAUCCACGGGCCCCUGGACCAGGGGAACUGCGCCGGGUCCUGGGCUUUCUCCACGGCGGCCGUGGCCUCGGAUCGAAUCUCCAUCCACUCCAUGGGACACAUGACCCCCGCCCUGUCCCCACAAAACCUGCUGUCCUGUGACACCCGAAACCAGCGGGGCUGCAGCGGGGGGAGGCUGGACGGGGCCUGGUGGUACCUCCGCAGGAGAGGGGUGGUGACAGACGAGUGCUACCCCUUCACGAGCCAGCAGAGCGAGCCGGGCCCGCAGCCCUGCAUGAUGCACAGCCGCUCCACGGGCCGGGGCAAGCGGCAGGCGACGGCGCGGUGCCCCAACCCCCGCACCCGCUCCAACGAGAUCUACCAGUCCACCCCCCCGUACCGCCUCUCCUCCAGCGAGAAGGAGAUCAUGAAGGAGCUGCUGGAGAACGGCCCCGUGCAAGCCAUCCUGGAGGUGCACGAGGAUUUCUUCAUGUACAAGAGUGGGAUCUAUCGGCACACACCGGUGGCUGAGGGGAAGGGGCCAAAGCACCAGAGACACGGGACCCACUCAGUCAAAAUCACUGGGUGGGGAGAAGAGCAGCUGCCUGAUGGCCAGACCCAAAAAUACUGGACGGCGGCCAACUCGUGGGGCACGGCGUGGGGCGAGGACGGCCACUUCCGCAUCGCCCGCGGCGUCAACGAGUGCGAGGUGGAGACCUUCGUGGUGGGGGUCUGGGGCCGCGUCAGCACGGAGGACAUGCCCCACAAGUGAGCCCCCCGCUGCCCACGGCCCCCCAGCCCCACGCCCGUGUCCUCGUCCCCAGCACCACAGCCCCUCCGUCCCCUCCUG